AUGACGACUAAGAUGAGUACGAGUGCGUCCUAUGAUGAUACAUUGCCGUUGUUGGAUGCAGAUCGAAGAUCUCGUGAUAGUAUUCAUACUGCACUGUUGGAAGAUAAGACGCCUGAGAUUCUUUUUCAUGAAGAUGCAAUUGGAGAGACAGAUUUGGGUCAUGAAGAUGACGAUGCAGUGUCGACGGACGAAUCCAUUGUAAUGGAUGAUGAUACAACAAUACUGAUGGUAAAGUCCAUGGGACGCGUUGGGGCGAAGGAGAAAUGGGGAACCGAACCUUUGGCGCUGGAUAUGAAGAUGCAAAGCGUGGAAAUUCAUAUAUCUGACGGUCUAGUGGUGAAGAUUGAAGGCUAUUAUGUACCUCAUGAAGAGAGAAAGAGAGAGGAGAGACAAUAUUUUGAAUUACAAGAUGACGAGGUGAUUCUUAAAGUUCAUUUGUUUCGAGUUCGUCGAGAGAUUCAUGCAAUUCAGUUUGUGACAAACGAACGGACGUCGGAUCGAUACGGCGACAUGAAACAUGGUGAAUUGUGCAAGGCUGUGGAAGCUCCAGAGGGCAAAUACAUUGCCAGCUUCUUUGGAGAUUUGUCACGUGGUGAUAAAGAGAUUGAUCUCGGAUGUUGGUUUGCGAACCGACCGGAAGGUAAAGAAGACACGAUGGAAGCUGAAGUUGACGUAGCAGAGAUUGACCAUGUGAAUUAA
Messenger RNA from Peronospora belbahrii, 699 nucleotides. Lineage: Eukaryota; Oomycota; Peronosporomycetes; Peronosporales; Peronosporaceae. The record is from the annotation of a GenBank genome assembly.